Molecule: messenger RNA, 2039 nt
Organism: Emiliania huxleyi CCMP1516
Lineage: Eukaryota; Haptophyta; Isochrysidales; Noelaerhabdaceae
Exons: 3
Cellular component (GO): membrane
Source: RefSeq, a predicted model, not a curated record
CUUUCGACAGGCUCGCCGAGCGAGCAAUCCCCGUCCCGCUCUCGCCGCGCGACGCCGACCGCCUCUCCUUGCGGCAGGACACAAAUCCGCGCCGAUGGGCGUCAUGGAGGAGCGCUUCCUGGACAGGCUGCAGCAGAGCAGGACGCGCUGCGCCAUUGGUGCGGUGACCUUCGUCGCGACCCUCGUGGGCGGGAUCUGCUACUUUCCCUUCACCAGCGCGCUCAUUCUCAGUGUGGAGCCGACGCCGACCUCGCCGUCCGGGGUCGCGCACCGCAUCUAUGCGCAGUACUUUCCGCCGGAGCCGGUGCAGCUCCUUGUCCUCGUCAAGUCUCGUGACGGGUCGCCGCUGAUUCCGCACGUCAAUUCCACGCUCGAGCCAGAGCAGCCGCGCGCGCUCGAGCGGUGGGUCGCCGCGCCGCCGCCGACGCCACUCACCGCAGAGGCGGCGCAGGUGUCGCACGAGCUCAGCGGGGUGGCGGCGCGCGAGCUGGACGUGCACUGCCGGUACACCUUUCUCUCCUACUUCGACAUCGGGCUCAAGAAGUCGCACGAGGGGCGGCACGACCGGCCGAUCCACGACGUGCUCGACGGCAUCAUCUCGCGCGUCGCGCGGCCGAUGCUCUUUGACUCGGACGCCUCGCGCACGCUGAUGCUGGUGCAGAUCGAGGCGUGCCACGGCGAGGACAUGACUGCGGAGAUCGUCGGCAAGAACGAGGCGUCCGCGCCGGUGGUCAGCGCAAUGGAGGCGCUAAAGGACUACGCCGACGCCUACCCCGCCUCGUCUGGGCUCGCCGUCGAGCGCGUCUCCUUCCCGGGGGUGAUGGCGACGGUGCAGGAGGGGGUGGAGACGGCGAUGCUGCUGUCGACGCUGACCGCGAUCCCCGCCUUUGUGCUGCUCGGCGUCUUCUUCAAGAACCUGCGGCUGCUCAUCAUCACCCUCAUCAACAUCGCCUUCUGCGUCGCCACCUCCGUCCUCAUCAUGUACCCCGUCUCGCUCUCGAUGAAGGUGUCGGCCGAGGCGCCCGCGAUGAUGGUGGCGACCGGGCUGGCGAUGUCGAUCGACUACUCGCUCUUCAUCCUCACCCGCUUCGGCGAGGAGAAGCGCGCCGGUGCCUCCGUCAAGCAGGCGCUGCUCGUCACGCUGCAGACGUCGGGGCACACAGUCUUCAUCUCGGGCUCGACGCUCUGCCUCUGCUUCCUCGGCAUGCUCCUCAUCCCCGUCUCGACCAUCUCGACGAUGGGCCUCGCCGCCGCCUUCACCGUCCUGUUCGCCAUCGUCGGCGGCCUCACAAUCACGCCCGCCCUCCUCCUCUCCUUCCCCGACUUCUUCACGGCCGACCGCCGCCUCGGCCUCUCCGCCGACGGCAUCGCCCUCUUCGCCGCCGCGCCGAAGCGGCUCGCCGGCGACGGAAGCGAACCAAUGCUCGGCCAAGGCCAGGAGCGCGCCUCGGGCCUCCCCUGGUCGCCCGCCGCCGCGCCCACCGCGGCGCCCGCCGCCGACGCGCCGGCGGUGCAGCCGCUCGAGGCGGCGACGGCGGCGACGGCGGCGGGCUCCGCAGGCUCCCACUCGGACGCGGGGUCGGCGGCGGCGAGGCCGUGGUCUCUGUGGGCGUCGGUCGGCCGCCUCUCGCAGCGAGGCUGGCUGGUGGUGGUGCCGCUGCUGGUGGGCGUGGCGGUGCCAUUCGUGAUCCCGCUGCUCGACUUCGAGUACAUCGAGGGCCUGCAGACGCUGCUGCCGCGCGGCGACCCGCUCACCGAGACUUUCCUCGAGGUGCAGGACCACUUUGGCGUCUCCCAGAUCUUCCCAAACACCAUCGUAGUGCUCCCGCCCAACCCGGGCGACGUGACCAGCCGCGGCUGGCUCAACGCGUCGUGCCACGCGAUGAAGUUCAUGGCGUCCAACGUGACCGAGGUGAUGCGCGCGCACGGGCGCGAGGCGGGCGACGCGUCGCUGCAAAACUUCGCGAUGAAGGCGUCCGACUUCUCGGGGCUGAUGAUCCAGGGCGGGAUCUGCACCUCCCUCCUCAUCUCGCUGCUCG